Messenger RNA from Orycteropus afer afer, 1670 nucleotides. It is a transcript of the gene GMEB2, whose product is annotated as glucocorticoid modulatory element binding protein 2. Gene Ontology annotation, molecular function: DNA-binding transcription activator activity, RNA polymerase II-specific; RNA polymerase II cis-regulatory region sequence-specific DNA binding. Gene Ontology annotation, cellular component: nucleus. NCBI's taxonomy places the organism in Eukaryota, Metazoa, Chordata, Mammalia, Tubulidentata, Orycteropodidae. Gene Ontology annotation, biological process: positive regulation of transcription by RNA polymerase II. The record is from RefSeq and is a predicted model, not a curated record.
CCCAGGACUUGGGACCCUGGAGGAGUGGCGCUGCUGGCCCUGGUGUCUUCGGCUGAGCCAUGGCGACUCCAGAUGUGAGUGUUCACAUGGAGGAGGUGGUGGUGGUGACAACACCCGACACCGCAGUUGAUGGCAGUGGUGUGGAGGAGGUGAAAACAGUGCUGGUGACGACCAACUUGGCCCCACACGGGGGCGACCUGACAGAGGACAGCAUGGAGACAGAGAACGCCGCCGCAGCCGCAGCCGCAGCCUUCACAGCCUCCUCCCAGCUCAAAGAGGCGGUCUUGGUGAAGAUGGCUGAAGAGGAUGAGAGCCUGGAGGCUGAGGUGGUGUACCCCAUCACCUGCGGGGACAGCAGGGCCAACUUGAUCUGGAGGAAGUUUGUGUGCCCCGGCAUCAACGUGAAGUGUGUCCAGUAUGAUGAGCAUGUCAUCAGCCCGAAGGAGUUUGUCCACCUGGCUGGCAAGUCCACCCUGAAGGACUGGAAGCGGGCCAUCCGCAUGAACGGCAUCAUGCUCCGGAAGAUCAUGGACUCCGGGGAGCUCGACUUCUAUCAGCACGACAAGGUCUGUUCCAACACCUGCCGCAGCACCAAGAUCGACCUGUCAGGGGCCCGCGUGUCCCUGAGUAGCCCCUCGUCGGCUGAGUACAUCCCCCUCACCCCAGCCCCAGCUGACGUGAAUGGAUCUCCUGCAACCAUCACCAUUGAGACCUGUGAGGACCCUGGAGACUGGACCACGGCCAUAGGGGAUGACACGUUUGCCUUCUGGCGGGGGCUGAAGGAUGCCGGGCUGCUGGACGAGGUCAUCCAGGAGUUCCACCAGGAGCUGGUAGGGACCAUGAAGGGCCUGCAGCAGCGCGUCCAGGACCCCCCACUGCAGCUCCGAGAUGCAGUCCUCCUCAACAACAUUGUGCAGAACUUCGGCAUGUUGGACCUGGUGAAGAAGGUGCUGGCCAGCCACAAGUGUCAGAUGGACAGGUCCCGGGAGCAAUACGCCCGCGACCUAGCAGCCCUGGAGCAGCAGUGUGAUGAGCACCGGAAGCGGGCCAAGGAGCUGAAGCACAAGUCCCAGCACCUGAGCAACGUGCUCAUGACACUGACCCCUGUGUCUCUGCCACCACCUGUGAAGCGGCCCCGGCUGGCACGCGCCACGUCAGGGCCGGCCGCCAUCGCCUCCCAGGUGCUGGCACCGUCUGCACAGAUCGCCCUCACCCAGGGCGUGCCCGUCUCCCAGCUGGCCAGUGUGCCACUCAGCAAAGUGGUGUCUGCCUUGCCUGCCCCUACCCUGAGCAAAGGCCCCCCACAGGCUCCGCCCACCAGUGCCCCAGCCUCCCCACUGCUGGGGGGCUACACAGUUCUGGCCGCCUCUGGCGCCACCUUCCCCAGUGCUGUGGAGGUGCACCCGGAUGCGUCGAGUCUCACAGUCCUGAGCACGGCAGCCCUGCAGGACGGCAGCACGGUGGUGAAGGUGGUGAGCCCCCUGCAGCUGCUCACGCUGCCUGGUCUGGGCCCCACUGUGCAGAACGUGGCCCAGCUGUCCCCCGGGGGCGGCACGAUCGUGACAGUACCCACAGGGGCCGUCGAGGGCACCGUGGCUGCCCCGGGGCCGGACGAGCACACAGCCACCAUCGAGGUGGCCACUGUGGCUGAGGACCAUGAGCAGAAGUAG